CUACUCCACAUUACGCGACACUGGCCAGACUACCAAAAGUACUCCAAGAGCACAUCAGUGACUCAGGUCAAGUUAUUUUACCCUGCUGGGAUAAUAAGCUGGCCAAAGGAGGAGAUAGAAGUCAGUGACCUCAAGACGAGGAAGCUCCUGACCAUGCAUGGAGGGUCAAGUCCAGAACCCUGACUGGCUGUAUGCUAAGCAGAAGGAAGGAGGCCGGGGACUGGUGAGUGUCAGCACCACAGUCCAGGAUGAGACAACGAACAUCCACAGAUACAUCAGGAAGAUGCCUAUAACCAACUGCAUGCUCAGUGAACACCUCAGGCAGCAGAAACCUGAGGAAGAGGAGGAACCAUCAUGGAAGGACAGGCCCCUGCAUCUCCAGAUAGAGGAAGUGGCUGACAUCCAGAAGUCCUACCAGUGGCUGGAUACAGCUCGACUGAAGACAGCACAGAGGCACUAAUCAUGGCAGCAGAGGAACAAGCACUAAGCACACGAUCCAUAGAGGCUGGGGUCUGUCACACCAGGCAAGACCCCAGGCUGUGUAAAGAUGCCCCUGAGACGAUCGAUGAAUGGCUGUCCUGUUUGGGUGUUGGUCACCAGGAGAUGCUACAUGAAAGGAGAUGCUACAUGAAAGGAGAUGCUACAUGAAAGGAGAUGCUACAGUUGUUUUGUGUAGGAUAAACAGGUUAGUGAGGUGCACUGUGAUAGAUUUAGAGUAAAGAACAGUGUGCGACUGGUGCACAGAGGUGCUCGGGAUCAGAAUUAGAUUGCAUCGAGGGUAGCUGAUUAAUUCACUGAAUUCAUGCCAACUUUAUACCAUCUGGUAUGAAAACAGCACAAACAGUGUACUGUCAGUGUGGGGAAUGGAAAUCAGCCAAUCAGCGUGUCAAAUAUUGGGUUACAAACUGUUGACUUCAGUGAAACCUCAGAGCAGCAGCAGGUACAGCUCAGCUGAUCAAAGCCUGUUCAGAGAAAAUCUACAGGAGCUCUCAACAGAAGAUAUUGUGAGUGGGUGCAGGGCAGCUACUCUGUGGUUCCGACACGAGCUGCUGUGUUAAACACACCAGAUUACAGCUUUGAUCGUGACCAGGCGUUCUGUUCAGGACAGGCUGUUUACACCCCGCUAGGAUAUUAUUCAACCUGAGUUAGAAUAAAUGUUAGUCGCUCUCCACGCGUGAAACGGUGUUAUUUGGGGUAAAAACUACAAAGUCCAACAUGCCCGCGGAGGUCGGGUUUUGUCACGUGACUCCUGCCGCAUGUAGCGCGCGAGGACGCUGUUUACAAACAGCCGUAAGUCCCGCGUUUCGUGCCAGCCUAGCUUGUUCUGCGGGGAAGCAGUCGGAGGAUGGACGCUGAAAAGUCUCGGCCCUAUUUCUUUGGCGACAUCGGCUGCUGGGCGGAGCGAACAGAGGUGCACAAGGCAGCGUCGCUCGGCCAGGCCUCCCAACUGGAGGAGCUCAUUCAGGGCGGAGCCUCGGUCAACAUGGUGGCCGUGGAUUCCAUCACACCGCUGCACGAGGCGUGCCUCCACGGACAGGCCAAGUGUGUGCAGCUGCUGCUUGAGGCUGGAGCUCAGGUGGAUGCAAGGAAUGUGGAUGGAAGUACCCCGCUGUGUGAUGCCUGUUCAGCUGGGAGUUUGGAGUGUGUGAGGCUUCUGCUGCAGUACGGUGCCAAGGCGAACCCUGCCCUCACCUCCCGCACAGCCUCACCCCUGCACGAGGCCUGCAUGGGAGGAAACUCUGAGUGUGUGAAGCUGCUGAUUUCCAUGGGAGCUUGUCUGGAGGCGUAUGACCUUUACCACGGCACCCCGCUGCACGCGGCCUGUGCUAACGAGCACACGGACUGUGUUAGAGAGCUGCUCAAUGCAGGCGCUAAAGUGAACGCCGCCAGGCUGCACGAGACUCCGCUGCACCACGCUGCUAAAAGCAUGCGGGUGGAGACGAUCGAGAUGCUGGUGGAGUUUGGAGCCAACAUCUACGCUCGAGAUCAACACGAGAGGAGACCCGUGGACUACACCACGCCGGGCUCUCCCUCUGCAGCCUGCCUACAGUCUUAUGAGACCUCUCCUCUGAGUCUGCAGCAGCUCAGCAGGUUGGCAGUGAGGAGGAAGCUCGGCACCAGGGCUCUAAAUGUCAUAGGCCAGCUGGAGGUCCCUAAACUCAUCACCAGCUACCUCUGCUAUCAGUGAGCGCCACCUGCAGGAGGAGCCGACCGGCGCUCAAAGGACUGGAAACUGCACAGCACUGUGUUAAAUAUGAGCACAGCUGCCUGAGAUUCCUUUAGUUUAAGAGCCCUGCCAUGCACGCACUGCAGCAGCUACUGCACUCGGCGUGUUCAGGCUGUGUGAUCGCAUUAGUGCUGCUGUAAGAUGAGAUGUGUUUAACUUCUUAAAGAGCAGAGUAACACUGACUUUCACUUGGCUUGCUCUCACACACACACACACAUACACACACACACACACACACA
This is a messenger RNA of Haplochromis burtoni (Burton's mouthbrooder), 2466 nucleotides long. RefSeq names its product ankyrin repeat and SOCS box containing 13a, tandem duplicate 2 (gene asb13a.2). Lineage: Eukaryota; Metazoa; Chordata; Actinopteri; Cichliformes; Cichlidae. The record is from RefSeq and is a predicted model, not a curated record. Gene Ontology annotation, biological process: positive regulation of protein catabolic process; protein ubiquitination; intracellular signal transduction. The coding region runs from base 1346 to 2188 and encodes 280 amino acids. Gene Ontology annotation, molecular function: protein binding. The transcript has 6 exons.